AUGGCUACUCUGCAAUCUCUGCCACCUUCUUUCCGUCCAUCAAUUCCGCCCCAAAAUUCUCACGCUUUUCCGGCAGCCAUUCCCUUUAAUUAUUCCCCCAAACUCAUUGGCUCAAAGGGUCACAGUGUCACCUUCAGACACUCUGUCAUUUCUACAAGGGUUUCCAAUUCUCAGUAUAGUCCUCAAAUCGCGGAAACUCUCGGUGACGUUAGCAUUUUCACCGCUUCCGGCGAGCCAGUAAGGUUCAGUGAUCUCUGGGACCAGAACCAGGGUGUAGCUGUUGUGGCACUAUUGAGGCACUUUGGAUGCCCAUGCUGCUGGGAAUUGGCUUCAGCCUUGAAAGAAUCCAAAGCAAGGUUUGAUUCAGCUGGUGUCAAACUAAUUGCAGUGGGUAUUGGGACUCCCAAUAAAGCCCGUAUUCUUGCUGAUCGAUUACCAUUUCCAAUGGAUUGCCUUUAUGCUGAUCCUGAUCGCCAGGCAUAUAAUGUUUUGAACCUUUACUAUGGUUUUGGCCGAACUUUCUUCAAUCCAGCCAGUACAAAGGUGUUUUCGAGAUUUGAUGCUCUGCAGAAAGCUGUCAAGAACUAUACAAUUGAAGCCACUCCAGCUGAUAGAAGUGGUGUGUUGCAGCAGGGAGGGAUGUUUGUAUUCAGAGGAAAGGAGCUACUUUAUGCGAGGAAAGACGAAGGGACAGGUGACCAUGCCCCCUUAGAUGAUGUUUUUGAUGUCUGCUGCAAAGUCCCUGUUGCCUAA
Messenger RNA from Sphenostylis stenocarpa, 753 nucleotides. The record is from the annotation of a GenBank genome assembly. Lineage: Eukaryota; Viridiplantae; Streptophyta; Magnoliopsida; Fabales; Fabaceae.